AUGCCACACGUUGCUUUGGACGAAAUACACAAGUUGUCGAUGCUGCGUAUUCUUGAGAGCGAAAGAUCGAUCAGCAUGAGUUUCCGUUUGUGGGAACUGUACGAAUAUCCGAUGCUGCAAACAACCACGAAACAUACGUGGGCGAUAAAAACGGCUCCGCAAAUGGAAAAACCGCGAUACGUGAUAUUCGCGUUACAAACCGAAAGGAAAAAUGAUUUAAAGAAAAACGCUACCCAAUUCGAUUCCUGUUUCUUAUCCAAUAUUCGACUUUACUUGUACUCGGAAAUGUAUCCCUACGACGAUUUAAACAUCGAUUUCGGAAAGGAUAAAUACGCGUUGUUCUACGACAUGUACGCAAAAUUUCAAGAGUCCUAUUAUGGAAACGACGGCGAGGUGUUACUGAAUACAAUCGACUUUCUACUGUAUGGACCAUUCGUAGUCUUCGAUUGCUCGCGACAAAACGAAGCGCUGAAAAAUGCAACCACCGACGUGCGAAUCGAAUUCGAAUGUCGAAAGGAUGUCCUACCUUCGACGGCUGCAUACUGCUUGAUGAUACACGACUGCAUCGUGGAAUACAACCCGUUGACGAGCAUUGUUAGAAAAAUUAUAUAA
Megalopta genalis is the source of this 612-nucleotide messenger RNA. NCBI's taxonomy places the organism in Eukaryota, Metazoa, Arthropoda, Insecta, Hymenoptera, Halictidae. The record is from RefSeq and is a predicted model, not a curated record.